AUGCGCCGUUUGCUGUUGGCCUCGGCCUCGGCCUGGCUCUCCAGCCCCCUUAAGCUCGCAGACUUCACCCAUGUUGUCAUUGGUGGCGGCGUGGUCGGGCUGGCCGUAGCGCAGGAGCUGGCGCGCAACACCAGCAGCAGGAAUUCAACACUACUACUAGAGCGGCACGACGCCGUGGGCACCGAGACGUCGAGCCGGAACAGCGAGGUGGUGCACGCGGGCAUCUACUACGGUGCCGACAGCCUCAAGACGGCGCUGUGCGUGCGCGGCCGCGAGCUGCUGUACACGCUGUGCGCGGCCCACGGCGUGCCGCACCGCCGCACCGGCAAGUGGAUCGUGGCCCAGACCGACGCCCAGCGCGCCGCGCUGCAGCACAUCCACGACUUUGCCGCCACCGUCGGUGUCCCGGUGCGCUGGGUCGGCCGCGACGAGGCCGCGCGCCGCGAGCCCGCUGUGCGCGCCGAGCGCGGAGUGCUCGAGAGCCCCACCACCGGCAUCGUCGACAGCCACGCGCUGAUGAUGUGCCUGCUGGGCCGGUUCGAGGAGGCCGGCGGCACGGUUGCGCUGGGAAGCGCCGUCGAGGCCGUGACGCCGCUGUCUGCAUCCGGCACGGGUGGUGGCGGCCCUCCAGGCGGUGGCGGCUGGGAGCUGCUGGUGCGCGAUGCCGUGAGCGGCAAGACAUCGUCGGUGACGGCCGAGACCAUCGUCAACUCGGCCGGGCUGGGCGCCGUGGAUGUGCACAACAUGAUUGUGCCCGAGUCUAGGCGGAAGCAGAUGUUCUACGCCAAGGGCAACUACUUUUCUUACCCAGCGCCGAGCCCGUCGGUGAGCACGCUCAUCUACCCUGCCCCCGAGCCCGGGCACGGCGGUCUGGGCACCCACCUGACUUUGGACAUGGCUGGACGCAUCAAAUUCGGCCCCGACGUCGAGUGGGUUGACUCUCCCUACGACCUGGCCGUCAGCACAGCUCGCCUUCCCCAGACCAUAGAGGAGGUCAAGAAGUACCUGCCGGGGCUUGACGAGACGCAGUUACAGCCCGACUACGCGGGCAUACGUCCCAAGCUGGGGAAGCUGGGUGCUGUCAUGCAUGGCAAGGGGUUUGUCGACUUUGCCAUUUACAAGGAGGAAGGCUACGAGGGUUGGGUCAACUUGCUCAACAUCGAGAGUCCCGGCCUCACCAGCAGCUUCGCCAUAGCAGAGAAAGUCAGAGAGCUUUUGUACGCAUAG
Messenger RNA from Lasiosphaeria miniovina, 1227 nucleotides. RefSeq names its product FAD dependent oxidoreductase. Gene Ontology annotation, molecular function: (S)-2-hydroxyglutarate dehydrogenase activity. The record is from RefSeq and is a predicted model, not a curated record. The transcript has 2 exons. Bases 1 to 1227 code for a protein of 408 amino acids. NCBI's taxonomy places the organism in Eukaryota, Fungi, Ascomycota, Sordariomycetes, Sordariales, Lasiosphaeriaceae.